Rotaria sordida is the source of this 402-nucleotide messenger RNA. Lineage: Eukaryota; Metazoa; Rotifera; Eurotatoria; Philodinida; Philodinidae. The record is from the annotation of a GenBank genome assembly.
AUGGCUGCUUCAAAUGCAUCAUCAUUUCUUUUCUCACUUCUUAUUGCUCUUUUGUUAUUUGCAUCAAUGCAAUUAUUUCGUACACAACUUUCAUCAAGUCAACCAUUGACAAUUGCUGGUGGAUUUAUGGGUUCAUUAGUUUUUGUAUCACUCUUAACGGCUGUAAGUAAUUUUGAAAUGAAUUUAUUUGGACAAAAUUUUCAAGCACGAGUUUUUCCUGAAGUUGUAACUUGUUUAUUUAUUUCUAUGAUAUGUUGUGCAUUUGUUCAUCGAGUUUGCGUAACAACUGGCAUGAUCUUUUCGUUAAUUGCUCUUUACUAUCUCAAUCGUAUUUCAACUACUAUUCAUGGAACUACAACAGGAUCGACAACAAAUUAUGUAACACAAAAAAAACAAAAAUAG